Messenger RNA from Helianthus annuus (common sunflower), 708 nucleotides. RefSeq lists its product as uncharacterized. The coding region runs from base 1 to 708 and encodes 235 amino acids. NCBI's taxonomy places the organism in Eukaryota, Viridiplantae, Streptophyta, Magnoliopsida, Asterales, Asteraceae. The transcript has a single exon. The record is from RefSeq and is a predicted model, not a curated record.
AUGCCUGAAUCAAUUCCUUCUUCUAGUGCGAUUGAUUCUUCCAAUCCUUUGUUCUUACAUCCUUCUGAUCAUCCUGGGAUGCUUCUUGUUUCCAAACCGUUUGAUGGCUCGGGAUUUGGUGCGUGGAAACGUGCCAUGACGAUUGCCCUAUCUGCGAAGAACAAAUUGGUGUUUGUCAAUGGUGAAUUUUCUUCUCCUACUGAUUCUUCUCAACUUUCUCUCUGGAAUCGGUGCAAUGACAUGGUGAUUUCUUGGAUCUUAAACACAUUAUCUCGAGAAAUCAGUGGAAGUGUUCUUUAUGUUGCGUCUGCUCGACAAUUAUGGCUUGAACUCAACGAUCGAUAUGGUCAAGAAAACGGUGCCAAGUAUUAUCACUUGCAAAAGAGUUUAACUGAUCUUGUUCAAGGUAAUUCUGAUAUUGCUUCUUAUUUUACGAGACUCAAGACUAUUUGGGAUGAAUUAAUGUCAAUUAACACCAUUCCAAUAUGCACCUGUGGUACUGCUAAUCUUCUGGCUAAGAGAGAUGAAGAUCAGCGUCUUAUGCAGUUCUUGAUGGGUUUAAACCCCUGUUAUGAUACGGUCAGAGGUAAUAUUCUUAUGAUGAAACCGUUACUUACUAUCAAUCAAGAUUAUGCUCUUGUUGUUCAAGAUGAGAAACAAAGGGAGAUUCAUUCUUUAUCUCCUUUUCCUCUGAAUCUGCAUCUAUGA